Messenger RNA from Effrenium voratum, 628 nucleotides. The record is from the annotation of a GenBank genome assembly. Lineage: Eukaryota; Dinophyceae; Suessiales; Symbiodiniaceae.
CCUGGCUCACUCUUGACUCACAGCUAUGGCGUCCGUCAGCAUGUACUGUGCCCUACCAUGCCUGAACCGAGUCGCUGAAGAGGGCCUCGUGGAGACCGACAUAUGGCACUUCACACCUGAAGCCGCAGUGCAGGCCAUGCUCCGAACCCGAGCGCGUAAAGUUGGCUUCCAGCUCAGUGACUGCGAGCCGAAGUCUGCCAAGAGCACGCGUGCUCAAUCCGCUUAUGCGGCGGAGGAGCUGCUCACUGCUCGCAAGCUAGGCUUGCUGAAGAUGGAGUUGAACUACCAGGAAGCCUUUGAGCAGGGGCAUAUUGAAAUCACUGCGCGCGGCGUCUCCCUUGUGAGCAUGCUGCAGCUCGACCGCGCCCCACUCCGGCUUGGGAGCAUGUCGGUCAAACUGACCGCGCAGGAGAACUACUUGAUGGCGCAGCGCGAGGAGGAGGCCGGUGAAGUCGCAGAAGCUGCCGGACUUGCUUUCAAGUUCGUCGGGGUAUCUUCCUUGGGCGGCGCCAUCAUCAGGCGCAACUGGACGAUAUCAAAGGUAAAGUAUCCAACGGACUGGCCGAUGUGCGUCUCCGACGUUGAGAAAGCAGCUUUGCUCGAGUGGGUUGCAUCAGAGGGCAAGGAG